AUGGGUUCUUUGUCUGGGAUUAUUCAACGGCCACUUGUUGCUGCUGCUGCUGUUAUCGCCGCUUCUGUCUCUGCAGACGUCUCUGACAAGUUCUCGUCUCUUAGAUCAUUAGUUCGAGGUUCUGAAUCUGCUGCUUCAGUGUCUGGUUCGGCUCAGGACGAAAGGUCCUUGUGGGUUCCUCAAAUUUCCUCCUCCAAGCUCUCUGAUUUAUCUUUUUUGUCGAGGAUCCGUGUUCCUGUACCAAACCUUGAUCUCCUAGCUCCUAACCCGAGCUGUAGUCUCGCUCCUUGCGUCACUUCUUUGUCCGCUCUUCGUAGCGUUUAUCGGUCUGCGGAAUUGGCUAAGGCAUCAAAACCAGCGGCAUUCACAGUCGGGGCCUCGCUUGUUGUUCCUGAUGUUUCGUACAGAUGGCAUUUACCUGAGACUAGUGCCAUCGAUCUCUCCGGUAACUCGAGCUGUUCCUCUGAGAAGAAUAGAACCGUUGUGGUAUUGCUUGGAUGGCUUGGAUCGAAGCAGAAGCAUCUGAAGAAAUAUGCAGAUUGGUAUACUUCAAGGGGUUAUCACGUCAUCACAUUUACGCUCCCCAUGAAUGAGGUUAUGAGCUAUCAGGUUGGAGGAAAAGCAGAGAAGAACAUCGAGUCGCUUGUUAAUCACUUGGCUGAUUGGUUGGAUGAAGAACAGCAGAAAAACCUCGUCUUCCACACCUUCAGCAACACCGGAUGGUUAACAUAUGGAGCCAUAUUGGAAAAGUUUCAGAAGCAAGAUUCUUCAUUGAUGCGGAGAGUUAAAGGUUGCAUUGUAGACUCAGCUCCUGUUGCUGCUGCAGAUCCUACGGUAUGGGCAUCAGGUUUCUCAGCCGCUUUCUUGAAGAAAAACAGCAUAGCCACUAAAGGAUCCGCAAGCUCAUCAUGUGAGUCGAACAUGGGAGCACGGAUCAACGGUAUAAACUUCUCGGAGCCAAAACCCGCUGCAACAGAAACAGCUUUGCUUUUGAUUCUCGAAAAGUUCUUCGCUGUGAUACUUAAUCUUCCAAAAGUAAACAGGAGACUCACUGAUGUUCUAGACACUUUAUCAUCAGCACAACCAAGAUGUCCACAGUUAUACAUUUACAGUUCUGCAGACAGAGUCAUACCCGCGGGACAAGUUGAAUCAUUCAUUGUAGAGCAGAGGAAAGCGGGACACGAGGUCCGUGCCUGCAACUUCAUAUCUUCACCUCAUGUAGACCAUUUCAGGAGCAACCCUGAACUUUAUACAGCUGAGCUCAACCAUUUUAUGGACAACUUUGUCCUCACUUGCUGCAACCAUUCUUCAUAG
Messenger RNA from Thlaspi arvense, 1314 nucleotides. The record is from the annotation of a GenBank genome assembly. Lineage: Eukaryota; Viridiplantae; Streptophyta; Magnoliopsida; Brassicales; Brassicaceae.